AAUUCACAAACAAUUUUUUACCGCGAAACAUGAAAAAACGGGGGAGCGUCGAUUUUUUUUCUGAAUUCAGAAAAAUCCUUUGAUGUAGUUGAAGAAAAGCAUCCAAAGCGGCCCGAAAAAGUCCAUUGAUAAUCUAAAAAAUCAUAAAUAAUAAAAUCGAAAUUUAAAUAAAAGAAAGUGAGAUGAGGUUUACUUCGAUCGGGUUUUGAUCAAUUCUGUUGGUGUUGGUGUCAGCUAUUUGUCGAUAAUCUGUUGCACUUUCGAGAUUUGUUUGGGGUGGCACAAAAAAAAAAACACUCAACAACAGCGAGAAGGUCGCCGGUAAACAUCAACAAAGUGAACGCGAUGUAUUAGUAGUGUGAGUGUUUAUGUGCGCGUGUGGGGGUGUCAGCGUUUGCCCAAAAAUAUUUACCACUCAAACAACAGCAAACACCGGCAAAAUAUACCUAUUUUUCGUUGUAUUGGUUCUACUUUCGCUCUGCAAUUUGCUUCCCGCCGCCCGGCACUUUUGUGAUAAGCUUUUUCCGGGUUUAAAGCAAAAAAGCACCGACAUGUAUGCCCCCAUGCAAAAAACAAAACAACAGCGGAAUCACUGUUCGACCGGCGAAAUAAGAACAGCAACAAAUGCCCCCCAUGUGAUACUCAGCUGUCUCCUGCUCCUGUCCACCCACCCAGUGAGGGCCCAGGAGAGCAUCGCACCUGUCUCACCUCAGGUGGCCGCUCUGGCAGCCCCGAGUCCCGCUGCCGGUGGCGCCCCUUCCAUCCUCGAUCAGUUCAGCCCCAACUGCAGCGCCGUGACGCACAUCUUCCAGGGCAGAGGUAUUGACGCCAAUGAGAUACCGCAAAAGCCCAGUAACGAACGCGUCCUGCGCUACUGUGAAUCCCCGUCAGUGGGCACCUGCUGCACCUACAACAUGGAGACCCGCAUGGCGAUGCAGUCGCGCCAGCAGCUCGAAGGACACACUAAGGAGCAAAUCACGCGAAUGUCGGGCAUCCUGGGCAGCAAGGCCGUCAAGUUCAAUGAUAUUUUCAGCGAAUUGCUGGUGGAAUCAAAGGCCCAGUUCCACACGAUGUUCAUGCGUACCUAUGGAGUGAUCUACCAGCAAAAUUCGUACGUCUUCUCGGAUCUUUUCAAGGAGCUGGAGAACUACUUUGCCCGAGGUCGAGUCGAUCUGAUGGAUGUCAUGGACAAGUUCUUCAACACGCUCUACCAGAAGAUGUUUACCGUGCUGAAUACCCAGUACGCCUUUGACGAGAAAUACAUGCGGUGCGUCAGCGAGCAUAUGAAGGAGCUGAAGCCGUUUGGGGAUGUGCCGGACAAGCUUUCCGUUCAGAUCAAGAGAUCAUUUGUGGCUACUCGCACCUACGGACAGGCCCUGGCUACGGCUGCCGAUGUGGUAAAAAAAGUGCUGAAUAUCCGCCUCAAUGCCGACUGCACGGGCGCACUGACGAAGAUGCAACACUGCGGGGCCUGCAAGGGAUAUACGGAGAAGCCCUGCACCAACUACUGCGUGAACGUGAUAAAAGGCUGCCUCCACUACCAGCACGAGUUCGAAGGCGAGUGGGAGAACUUCGCACUGGCCAUGGACAAGGUCGCCGAGCGUCUCCUGGGCUCCUUUAACAUUGUCAUGGUCGUGGAGCCCCUAAACAUCAAGAUAUCUGAGGCCAUCAUGAACUUCCAGGACUCUGGCCAAGACAUCACCAACCGUGUGUUUCAGGGUUGCGGUAGACCCACCCUAAGGCGAGCAAAGCGCUCCGUUCACCCCAAGCUCCAGCCAGUACAAGAAAUCAAUGUGAAUGGCCCCGCCGAGCCGGAUACCCUGGACAUAGACGCCACGCUAGAUGAGGCGAUUGUGCUGAGAGAGCGAAGAGCUGCAGAGCCAGGCUCACAGGAAAGCUCCGUCCCAUCACAGUCCCAGGAGCAGGGCGUGGCCAAUAAUGGAGGAAACAAUGCUGGUGAUGAAGGAGGCGGUAGCGGCAACAAUCGUCGCCAAAAACAGCGCCGCAAGCAGCAGCAGCGACGCAAGCAGCAGAACAACCGCAACGACAACGACGGAGAUGAGAACGAGAAUGGAGGCGGUGGACGCGAACCGAUUCUGGACAGGAUAGUUCGGGACAUACGGCAACGGGUGAAGGAAUAUAAGAAGUUCUGGUCGAAUCUGCCGCAGUCCAUAUGCAGCAAUGAGGACAUAGCCGCGAGCUCCGAUGUGGAUGUUCUGUGCUGGAAUGGACACACCAUCGACAGAUACAUGCAUUCGAUCACUACGGAGCACGGCUCCAACCCGGAGUUCAUUGGAAACCCAUCCAACACCCGCCAAACGGCUCAGAUGUCCUCGCAGCUGUUCCAUCUGAAGAACGCCGUCAGCCACCUGCGCAAUGCCUACAACGGUCAGGAUGUGGAGUGGAGUGAACAGGAAGAGCCGUAUUUGGGCAGUGGAGCUGGAUCGGGAUCGGGCUCAGAGGAUGACGAGGACGAUGACGAAGGCUCUGGCCUGGGUCCCUUCGAACCAAGCCACAAACCUGAUGUGGAUCGAACCUCGGUAGAUGCCGACAACGAUGACGACGAGGAUGGCCAUCCUCAGAUUCCCACACACACAUCCCGGCCGAAUGUGGAGGACAAAAAUCCUUUGGUCCACCCCACACAAUUCGACCAUAACAAUCUUGAUGAUGAUCAGCAUGGAGAUAACGAUGACGAGCUGGAGGAACGCCUUGGUGAUGGCGAUUCCAAUGCCGAUGGCGAUGCCACUCGCUCGUCGAGCGCACCGGAGAAGAUGACGCUACGUCGCGCUCUGGUUGUCUACUUACUGCCCCUUUAUAUGGCGUGGUUCGGUGGCGUCUGCGCCGAUUUGCUGUGAUUAUUCAAUGUGCGACCUCGCACAGCUCCCGCCCCCACACCUCUCAGUCAUUCAUCCGUGAAUAAAAGAAAUUAGGAGAACUACACUUUAUAUACGAACUGCGAGUCCAAAAUUUUAUAAAAACUUUUGAUAAAGCACUCAAUAUGCAAUCAAUCGGGAUAGGAAUAUAGUAGGUGUAAGCUUAAGAGGAUAAGAAUUAAGAGGAGGAGAAAGAAUACGUAACGAUCCCCCAUCAUAUAGUUCAGUAAGGACCCCUGCCUAGGUCUAAGUGCGAAAUUUUAAUUUCUAAGUGAAACGAGAGAGUUGAGUAUGUGAAAAUGAAUGAUUGCGAGUGCGAAUGGGUGCCUGUAUAAUGUGAUCGUUUAGCAAAAAUUAAAUGUAAACCCUGUAGCCCCUAGAGACCUAAGCGGUUAACAUACACUUACAUUUAUAAUAUGUAUUAUAUCUAUAUAUAUAGGGAACAGCACACACCUCUGUCUCAGAAUGAAAUCAAUUAAUCCGAACAAUAAAGGCAAUAACUAAUGACCCCCAA
Drosophila guanche is the source of this 3387-nucleotide messenger RNA. RefSeq names its product glypican-6 (gene dlp). Lineage: Eukaryota; Metazoa; Arthropoda; Insecta; Diptera; Drosophilidae. The record is from RefSeq and is a predicted model, not a curated record. Gene Ontology annotation, cellular component: plasma membrane; cell surface; synapse. Bases 369 to 2855 code for a protein of 828 amino acids. Gene Ontology annotation, biological process: regulation of signal transduction; regulation of protein localization to membrane; cell migration. The transcript is spliced from 8 exons.